AUGAGUGUUCCAGUGAGCCCCUUGAGCCCCCUGAGCCCCCUGUCGUCCCCGCGCCACCCCCCCGCCCCCGACCUGUCCUGCCUGCAGGCCUACAGCGAGUGGCUGGCCUCUCGCCACAGCGCCAGCCUCCUGCCCAUGAAGGAGGACCUGGCCCUCUGGCUCAACCGCACGCUGGGUGUUGCCGUGACGGCGGAUGAUUUGAUGGACAGGCUGGAGACGGGCGUUCUGCUGUGUCAGCUGGCCGAGGAGCUACAGGAGAGGAUGAUCCUGGGCAGCAACGGGAAGCCCUUUCUCCGGCGGGUCAUUCACUGGCGUGAUGGUGCUGCACCCGGCUCCUUCUUCGCUCGAGACAACACCGCCAACUUCUUGCACUGGUGCCGCAAGAUCGGAGUGGAGGAACCCUACCUGUUUGAGUCAGAGGACCUGGUUCUGAAGAGGCAGCCCAAGGAAAUCUGUCUGUGUCUGCUGCAGGUGGGCAGGAUUGCCUCCAGAUACGGCGUGGAGCCUCCGGGCCUGGUGAAGCUGGAGAGGGAGUUCGAGAGGGAGGAGGCGUCCCCCACGCCUCCGUAUCCCUCCCCCAGCCCCUCCCCGCCACCACCCCGAACCCCCACCUCCCAGCCUGCCCCCUCACCCCCCUCUCCACUCCCCGCUCCCGCCCCCACCCGCGCCCCCCCACCACAGACACACACCCGCAAGACCCCCACCAAGAAGAGCACUGAAAACAUGCUGGAUGAUCUGGUCAAGCAGAUCACGGAAGACCCGCCUUGCAGCUGUUCCACCCGGUUCUGUGUGGAGAAACAGCCCAAGGGCCGGUACCGGGUUGGGGACAAGGUUCUAUACGUGCGGAUGUUGAAUGACAAACAUGCUAUGGUGCGUGUGGGGGGAGGCUGGGAGACGUUUGCGUGUUACCUGCAGAAGCAUGACCCGUGUCGCCUCUCCCCCAUCAUCCGCCCCGGGAUCAAACUCUCAGGCAGGACCAACGGCAGUAGCCGCGGUAACUGCAGUAGCCGUGGUAACUGCAGUAGCCGCGGUAACGGCAGAGGCAAAAGCAGCAGCAGCAGCAGCAGCAGCAGCAAGUCCCCUCGUAUCAAAGAGAUCUCGCCAGACAGCUACCUGGUGGUUGGCACCAACUCCGCCCGCCUCAAGAAGUAA
Clupea harengus (Atlantic herring) is the source of this 1152-nucleotide messenger RNA. It is a transcript of the gene gas2b, whose product is annotated as growth arrest-specific protein 2-like. The transcript has 9 exons. Gene Ontology annotation, biological process: actin crosslink formation. The record is from RefSeq and is a predicted model, not a curated record. Lineage: Eukaryota; Metazoa; Chordata; Actinopteri; Clupeiformes; Clupeidae. The coding region runs from base 1 to 1152 and encodes 383 amino acids. Gene Ontology annotation, cellular component: actin filament. Gene Ontology annotation, molecular function: microtubule binding; cytoskeletal adaptor activity; actin filament binding.